Molecule: messenger RNA, 1873 nt
Organism: Pieris brassicae (large cabbage white)
Lineage: Eukaryota; Metazoa; Arthropoda; Insecta; Lepidoptera; Pieridae
Exons: 8
Coding region: 317-1588 (423 amino acids)
Cellular component (GO): cytoplasmic vesicle membrane
Source: RefSeq, a predicted model, not a curated record
GGUGCCAACCGCCGGGUGGAUUAUGUGGGUGGACAAGAAAAUUCAGUACCGUGCGGCCCCUUUCUGACGUGAAACGUGACGCAGGGAUGAAAUUCUCAAAAUAAAAUAACGCUAUUGUAUUGUUACAUACAGUAUACACCAGCACUAGUUUUCUAAAUGUAACAAAUUAACAUUUUGUGCUUCAUGUAUUGCAGAAAUCCACUUGUAUUCGCAAUGUUUUUCUUUAUUCUUGGUGCAUUUUUUCUUGGAAUCAUGUCAAUUGAAUCCUUUGUUUACAGUUCUCUUGGGUCUAUUCCUGCGUGAUCAAACGAAGAAAAUGUGUGCAGCUCAAACACCUUGUUCUGACGGCCAGCACUGCCCACCACACUGGUUGUGCUGCAAGGAGGGAUGCUGUGCACCAGCUACUGUGAUACCCAGGCAUACACCGAGUAUAUAUGACGACGAUUGGUAUUUGCAAUGGCAAAUACUAUCUCUAUUAGCAACAGUAGUUGGCUUAAUGGCCAUCUUUUUGUGGUACGUGGUGUCGAAACGAAACGGCGGAAUAUACAUGUGCUCUAUGUCUUGCUGCUUCCACCGAAAUGCUUCAGAGAGAGAUUCCGCGGGCUCAGUAUAUCCACCGCCAAGAUAUAGUCGUUGUGGCUCAUUCCAUCAGGCGCCGCCGCCGUAUUCUGAAGUAACAUCAAAGCCAGAUCUAUAUCCCCUCGUUAUAACGUGUAAUGAAGGGGAGGGGAAAUCUGGUGGUAACUACCUAAUGGUCCACUACUUCAGGAACUACGUGAUUCGAGCGCCUGGCUCUCUGUCCGCGACGAGCACAGCCGAGUCACUUAACUCAAGUUAUAUGUGCAACGCUGUUAACGAGGCGAACACAAUGGUCCCUCCGCCGUACUCGUGUGCGAGCAGUUACAACGAGUGUAGUAUGGGCUGCGGUCGAACAGUGUUGCGGUCAUUGACCUCGCUUGCUGAGCCUAGGCGUAGGGACUCCAACAACGCUACGUUUAGGGAUAACCUUAUCAACUCUCCAGUUCAGCCAAUGGAUCCAUCGUACGAUCUAGACUUAGAGCUUAUUGACUGCGAAAUGUACUGCGACGGAGGCUGCAAGCCACGUCUGGGUGCAUCUCCUCCCUUACGCCAUGCACACUCCAACUCCGAAGACACCGUCUUCGACCACGAAGCGUACGGAAUUCGACAUCUGUUCCCUUCACCUGAAGCUGGAACCUGUGAAUCUCCACCUCAGCCUACAAGUCCUACGCAAACCUCACGAGACUCCACUUUACGACGACUAAGCGAGGACCGACGCCUCAGACGACUGGACAUAGGAAAGAAAUCGUCUAGAACACGAAAAUCGAGCUUAUACAUGCCUCUAUCAGCCGGCUACAGCGGAAGGACUUCGAGAAUUUCGCCGGGGACCAGAAUCUCUUCGCGAUCAGCUCCGGCCACGCCCUGCGGGGCUCUAGUCCCCAAUUUGUUGAACCUCACCCAAAGGGUAUCUGCUUCAAGACUGAGCUCGCGGUCAUCGAGACUGGAGGAAGAAAACGAUCCGUUAUUGGCUACAGAUACGGAAAAUCAAAUCUCUGAACACAAGUUUUAACGUCGAACACAGUAAGAAAGACUUUAAAGUAUAGCUGUCUGUUCAUUUAGUGCUAUGUAGACAGAUCUAAAGCACAUUUUGAUAAAAUGUAUAUUGUAUGGACUGAGCAUAAUACUGCAAGAAACUCUGCUAGAACUCACUGAUAGAAGAUUCCUUAUUAAUUAUAUUUCCAGGAGUAUGACAGAACCUUACACUAGUUUAUUCACGUCCGGUCUAUUCUAAAGCGUUAUUCUUAUAUCCCAAAGUAACCUAAAUCUUUUUACACUGUUUUAACUCAGUUGUUGA